AUGGCAGGAUCGGCGGUGGCGGUGGGCGGCGGGAAGUCGGAGGAGGAGCUGCGCCGCGAGAUCGAGGAGAUCGAACGGCAGCAGGCGCAGGUGCGCUCGUCGGGGCGGGCUCGUACGUGUCCCACCCGCCGCGCCUCUGAUGCCGCGUUGCCGGAUGGUGACGUGGCAGGGGGCACCAAGAGACGGCGGCUGAUGUCAGCAGUCACUCGGGUGGGGCCGGACGGGGAGCCCAUCGACCCAAUCGAACCGCGCCGCACCGCUCUCAACGCGUCCGCAGACACCACCGCUCCUCCCCCUCCGCCUGCACUUGCCUCCGCGCCCCCAUCCUCCCCGGGCGCGCCCCCUCUGCCCGCCCAUGAGCCUGCGCCCGCCCCCCCGCGCCCAGUGUUGCAGCUGGACCCUGUUGCUCGGCGCCGCCACCGCAACAUGCUGGGAGCUCUGCUCGUGGGCACACUGCAGCGCGCAAGGGAGGAGGAGGAGAGGGAUGCGGAGCUGCUGGCGCGGAGGGCGAUGAUCCAGCAGAAGGCGGAGCAGCGAGUGGCACAGGAGAGUGAGCGGUUGAAGGAGCAGGAGAGGGAGAGGAUUCUGCAGCAGCGCAAGAGAGACCUGGUGCUGAGGGCGCGGCUGAUGGCAAAGGCGGAGGAGAAGGAGGUGCAGCUGCUGGCACGCCACUGGCGCCGCCACCGCUCCCUGCUCUCCAGCUUCAUCCGCACACAGGCCUCGCCACCCAUCAUGUACCUGCCGGCCCGCCCCUCGCCAGCCACUGACAGGCUGCUGCAGACACAGGCGCAGAGCUUGGAGGAGUGGCAGCAGCAGCAGGAGCGCGAGGUGCAGCAGUUGGUGGCGGACUCGCUGCAGCGCCACCUGGCGGAAGCUGAUAGGCUCAUGCUGCCCCAGGGUGGUGAUGAGGGGCCAGCAGUGGGGGGAGGGGAAGCGGAGGGGGCAGAAGGGGGAGAGGGAGGUGAGGUGGUGGGGGGAGGUGAGGUGGUGGGGGGAGGUGAGGUUGUGGAAGGGGCCAAGGCAAUGGAGGAACAAAAGGUUGCAGGGUUCGAAUCUGAUGGUCAGGAGAGGAAAACAGCUGAAGACAGGGAAGAGGAGAGGGACGAGAGGAAAGAAGGGACCCGUGAAGUUCGGGUGAAAGCAGAGGAGGGAGCAACGGCUGUUGGUGAGCCUAUGGAAGAGGAGGAUGUGGGUGAGGAGGGGAAGAUGGAGGGUCUGGAGGAAGGGAACAGGUCUGACCAGGGCGGUGGAGGAGGUAAGGAGAGCAGUGGUGCUCGGCAGCAGUGUGCGGAGGGGGCGAGUGGUGGGGUGGGUGGAGAGAUGAGGGAGGGGCUGAGAGAUGAGAGGAAAGUUGUUGAGAUAAAGAAGGAAGGCUUGGAGGAGCGGGAUGCAGAGGAGAGGAGGGAGAGGCGGGCAAGGGGAGACAAGAGCAGGGGCAAGGCAGGUGAGGGCAGGGAGAAGGAAGGUGGGAGAGAGAGGGCGAGUGAGGGCAGGGAGGGGGCGAAUGGGGGCAGGGAGAAGGCGAGUGAGGACAGGGAGAGGGCGAGUGAGAGCAGGGAGAAGGCAGGUGGGGGCAGGAGGAGGUCUCCUGAGAGGCGCUUGCCGGGGCAACGCGUCCCUCGCACCCGCUCCCCGCACUCCCGCUCUCCUCAAAGGCGCUCUUCUCAGAGCAAAGGCACUGAGAGGCGCUCAGCAGGCAGCCCCUCCAGCAGCUCCAGUGGUGGCCGUGAGGCCUCGAGGUACAGGGGUUGA
This is a messenger RNA of Closterium sp. Yama58-4, 1752 nucleotides long. Lineage: Eukaryota; Viridiplantae; Streptophyta; Zygnematophyceae; Desmidiales; Closteriaceae. The record is from the annotation of a GenBank genome assembly.